GCGUGUUGAGAAAGGAAGUGCAUCUCUGAUGACCAAUCAGCGGCGAGAAGUCGUUUUCACGCCCCUCCCUCUUCCACCCCCGCCUCUAGGGUUCCUACCCCCUCUUCCCGGCCCUGGCUCUGCGCGCCGCGGUCCUUCCCGGCGAUUGUCGUCUGCGCUCCUGCCUCGGAGUCCGGCGGCGACCUCUCUCGGCGGUAUGGUCGGCUCAGAGGCUGAAUGGGUAACAAUUGCCAAUAACCUUCUUUUUAAAUGUCAUAUACACCUGAGGAUGCACGAACUUGAAGAUUGUGAUGCUAAUGUUUUUAUUGCUCUUUAUCAAUCCAUUUUGGGAGAAAAGGUACCAGACCUCAUAGCUAUUCCCAGGAGUCAAGAGGAUGAGGCUCACAAUGUACAAGCAGUAAUUGAUUCACUAGCUUUGGAUUACCUUCAAGUCAGCUUGUCUCAUAUAACAGGAGAAAAUAUAGUGAAAGGAGACAAGGAAUCUAUCAAGAACCUCCUAGAAAUAUUUGAUGGGCUGCUGGAGUAUCUUACAGAACAUAUCAGUGAAACAUCUCUCAACAAAGGUGAAGGUGAACAGUACUUUAAAGACUCCCAUGGAGAAGAACCUUUGGAAGAGCUAGAAAGUACAAAGGGGUCCAAAUCAUCAAGGAAAAGAGUUUCUUUUGGGAGGUCCUCCUCAUUUGAUGCUUUGGGCCCUUCCUGGGAUGAAGAUGAAGAUGAAGAUGAAGAUGAAUCCGUGGGUGAAAUAAUUAGACUUGGAGACACAGCACAUACGUUUUCCCUAAGAAGUAAUGGUGCUCAAAAUUCUAUGGAUGUGCACUUUAGAAAAACCUCAGCCUCACCUAGUACUAAGCCACAUGAGGAAGUGAUCCACCCCCCAUGUAGUUUUCUGUCCAAGACUGGGACAUUUGUUGAAGACACAGCAGAAACCCCUUCUGUGACUGUGGUUACAAGUGCCCGAAAAUUAGGUGAACCUAUCCGUGCAGCUAUUCCUUUACACCCACCCUACCACCCUUCAGAGCCUCGGGCACCUUGCCCCGUAGGAAAAGAAUACCAUCGAUCAAGCCUCUACACCUCUGCUGUGACUUCUCCUGGAGAGCACAGGGCACUUUCUUUGGAACCAGAUAAUAAAGCUGUCCUAACUUCUACAUUAUCUAAAGAUGACGAACCAGAAACAUGUCUAUCUCUGCCUCAAAGCCCUAGGACAAGGAAGCUUCCUAAAGGAAAAAGAAAUGAAAACAGAGCUGUAGCUUCCUCAAAGGAUUCACCUUUACCUGAGAAGGCAAGAAAGGGGCUAACAGCACAGGAGCUUCAUGAAGUGUCAGAGAAACUCUCUCAGCGGCUCUCUGAGCUAGACUGGAUGUUAAAAAAUGCUCUGGGUGAUCGAAUAAAAGCUAAGACUGACCAUAAAGAUGGCAACACCGGGGAUGAAGAGGUGGAGAGUGGACAUGAGGAGAUCCUGUCUCAGCACAGUGACAGCAUCAUGGAGUAUGGGCUGAAGAAACCUAGGCCAGAACUUUCCAUGUUCAGAAAGCCACCUUAUAGGUCCCAUUCACUGUCUCCAUCUUCAGCAAACAAACACAAACAAUUACAGACAGAGAGAAGAAGGCAGUGCAAGGCAAAAGGAACAGAUAUUCUCCACUUCCGAGCAAAGGCAUUAACAGAAGCAUUUGAAAGGGAACUUACUAAAAAUAAAGUUCAAGAGAACAUUGGACUUGGAGGGACAAAUGACGACAAGGAGGAACCAGUGGGUAGAAGUCUCCGCUGUAAUAAGUGUCACUUGAUCAGAUCAGUGAAAAAUACAGAUCAUCUUUUUAAAAGAAGAAAACCAACAGGGCCUGGGUUAUUAGCUUUGCUUUUAGGAAAGGAAAAAAUAUACCAAGAAGUGAUUCCUAACAGAACUCCAAAACGUAGUCAGCCCCAGAAGAUUUACUCCAGGAAAACCACAGCUCAGAGUCCAAAAGGUGGCCUCUUGAAGUCAAAUAAAACAGCUCCAAUAAAAGUCAGUGAACACAGUCUCCUGCCCCUUAUGCUGGAGUACUUUCCAUUUCUCUAUGUGUCUGACCCAACACUAACCAAAAUGUGGAAACAGCAAAUUGCACAGGUUGAACAGCUCAAAAAAGAGGCAUAUAGAGAAAACCACUCCAAGAAGAAAUUCCAGGAUGAAAUAGAAGAAUCCCUGAAAAGGCAUGACCUCCUCACUGCCCUUGGCAAGAAGGAGUAUGAGCAGAACAGGAGACUGCAAGACUUCAAGGACCGCAUUCGUAGACAAAGGUUGACUCAAUCAAAGAUAAAAGAAAAUCGACAGCAAACUGUUCGUGCCCAGAAAUACUAUGAUGAUUAUAGAGUUCAGUUACGUGCAAAGAUGAUGAGAAUGAGAACCCGGGAAGAAAUGAUAUUUAAGAAACUGUUUGAAGAAGGUUUACAAAUUCAGAAGCAAAGAUUACGAGACCUAAGAAACUAUGCCAAAGAGAAGCGCAGUGAAGAAAAGAGACAGCACCAGAAUGAGCUGGACUCGAUGGAGAACUACUAUAAGGACCAGUUUUCAUUGCUGGCAGAAGCCAUAUCACAGGAACAUCAGGAACUCAAAGCCAGAGAGAAAUCCCAGGCUCAGACAUUACAUAAGGUGAAGAGAGAGCUCAGAGCAAAGAUGGAGAAGGAAAUCCAGCAGCUGCAGUACAUGAUAACACAGAGUGACGACGAUGCUUUCUUCCAGGAAUUGGAGGCUGAGCGCUUCAAAGCUCGGCUGCAGCUGGCUUCCUUCCAGUACAGUAAAAAUCCCUUACCAAGAGGCCAGACUUCAUAGAUGAUGUUUCCAGAGCCUUUAUAAUAUGGCUGGAGUUAGAACUGAGCCAGUAGUCUUUUUAAAAGACA
Molecule: messenger RNA, 2874 nt
Organism: Nannospalax galili (Upper Galilee mountains blind mole rat)
Lineage: Eukaryota; Metazoa; Chordata; Mammalia; Rodentia; Spalacidae
Gene: Cep95
Product: centrosomal protein 95
Exons: 20
Coding region: 29-2806 (925 amino acids)
Cellular component (GO): centrosome; spindle pole
Source: RefSeq, a predicted model, not a curated record